Messenger RNA from Phalaenopsis equestris, 1260 nucleotides. Its product is annotated as AUGMIN subunit 1. The record is from RefSeq and is a predicted model, not a curated record. Lineage: Eukaryota; Viridiplantae; Streptophyta; Magnoliopsida; Asparagales; Orchidaceae. Gene Ontology annotation, cellular component: HAUS complex; cytosol. Bases 79 to 996 code for a protein of 305 amino acids. The transcript has 5 exons. Gene Ontology annotation, biological process: spindle assembly.
ACUACUCAUUUUAUUGGAUCCACCAGCACAACGGGGCAGUUCGGAGGCCGGAAACGGUCGUCUAGCCCAUCUUCAUCUAUGGAGGUCGUGGGCGACCGCUUCCCCGCUCUCCACUCGCCCGCAAUCUCCGUUAAUUCUAGUGGCUGGAACUCAGACGCAGUUCGGAUUACCGAGGUGAAGUCAUGGCUGUCAUCUCAGUUUGAAGCAGCCGGGAGAGAAGUGCCGGAGUUCGAGUAUACCCCCCGAAGUGUCUCCCAGCUUCAUGCCCUCGCAACUCUCUCCCAGUCCCGAUCACGUGCUGCCUCUAUCGUCGCCGCUGAUCUCCGCCUCAAAGCUGCGGAGUACCGCGCUCAGGCCGCACGGAUUCGCGAGGUCCUCGAUAGCGCCGGCCUCUCCCAGGAGCGCCUCACUCCUGACGCGGUCUCCUCUGUCCAGGUUGUUGCCAGCGUCGCCAAUUUGCUGAACAUUCGCGAUACUGAGUCUAGUAGUUUUAUUGUUUCCAUGGGGGAUUUGUCCUUGAGGAAGGCGGAGGUGGAUGAGAAGAGGGCAAAGGUGCAGAAGGAUUCCAAGGCUCUUCUGGAGUACACUCGCAAGGCUAUUGCGAGGCUCAAUGAUCUCAAGAAGACCUUUAUAAAGUUUGAUAAUGAAAUUGACGUUCAUGAGGCUCAAGCUGAACAUUGGCAGAGGAACAUGGCUAUCAUGGAUUCAAAAGAAAGACAGUACAUACUUCAACUCAAUAAUUACAAGGCUUUGUUAAGUCGUGUGGGUUACACUUCAGAAAUCAAUCAUGGCGUGCUUAUGGAAAUGGCUGAGCAUAAGAAGGACUUGGAGAAGAUGACCAAGCCGAUUUUGGAUACAUUAAGGAGCUAUCAAGACUUACCUCCUGAUAAAGCUCUUGCUGCUUUGGCUAUUGAAGAUAAGAAAAGGCAAUAUGCAGCUGCUGAAAAGUAUCUUGAAGAAGUCCUACAUUCUGCUCUAACUGUUCCAGAACUCUGAAGUUGUUUUUUUUUGACACUACGGGGAAGAUUGUGUGGAGGUUUGGAAUAUUUUCAAACUUUGCAUGCUUGAAGCAUUUAUGGCUUUAGUUUGUUCGAGAUUUGGUUUGAUGUUCUUGAGAUUUGGGAAACAGUGAAUUUUAAAACUUGCAUGCCCGGCUAUGUUGUAGUAGCGCAUCCUAAUUAAUUUUCCCAUAUAAUCCAUGUUUUCGUGUCUAAUGACCUGAAAGUGCUCAUUGCAUUGCCUCCGGAGAUUUUAUUUUCG